AUGACACGAUCGACAUCGGAGGAUGUGGGUUCGAUUCCAUGGAUGACCUCGGUGUUGGCAAAGUUGCGGAAGCAUAUGGAUGCAGCGCCGUUUCUGAAGCCCGUAGAUUGGAAGCGUAUGGGCUUGGACGACUACCCCGACAUCAUUAAGCAGCCAAUGGAUCUCCAGACGGUGGGCCGUCGAGUACGGGACGGCUUUUAUGCAGAAUCGCCCCAGGGUUUCCGAAAGGACCUGCUGCUGAUUUGGGGCAACUGCAGGACUUAUAACGGUGAGACCAGCGACAUAGCGGGCAUGGCAGACCGCAUGCAAGAGUACACUGAGCAACUGCUUGGCUCGGCGGUCGGCGGUUCGGCAAUGUCGGCUGCCCGUACGGAGAUCAAGGGAGAAGAAGAGGAACCCAAGAGCAAGAGACGACGGCGAUCCGAAGGGUCGGAAACCCCACAACCGGGUGCCAAAAGGGGUCGGCCGCCUCUCAAAAAACGUGAAAACAAUGACCCGCCUUCAGCCGCAGGUCAGUCUGCAGGUAUGCAACAACUACCCAACGGAGCGGCGGCGAAUGGCACGCAACAAGUUAGUGGAACACAACAGGUUGGUGGAACGCAACAGGUUGGUGGAACACAACAGGUUACUGGAACGCAACAGGUUAGUGGAACGCAACAGGUUAGUGGAACGCAACAGGUUAGUGGAACACAACAACUCAGUGGAAUUCAACUCAAUAAUGGGACCCAGGAGACGGCGGCCCGAGCCGUGGACGGUGAUGUGGCCCUUGCUGGUAGCAGCCUGAGUGUCAGCGGCGGCCUCAGUGCUGCAGGCAAGCAGACUCCCACAUCAAACGUUGUUUCCAACGGGAUGUCGGGUGGAAUAUCCAACACGGUCGGCCAGAUGUCAGCCAGAUCCAAUGUAAGUCUUAUCAACGGACUGGAACCGGGUGCUAGCUUAGAGUCAUUGGAUAGUUUGCCGGUAGCCAGGCAACAUCUUCUGCAAAAGUUUGCGGAAAGAUUGGUAAGGCUCAAUCCAACCAAUAUGUGGUCCGUCUUAAAUCUAUUAAUGAAGGACAAAGAUGACAGCAGCACUGUGAACCGACUAUCUCGGAACGAAGUGGAGGUCAACGUGGCCGCUCUGGACGACAAUGAACUACAAAUGCUCACAAGGUAA
Messenger RNA from Gregarina niphandrodes, 1155 nucleotides. Its product is annotated as bromodomain domain protein. The transcript is spliced from 2 exons. NCBI's taxonomy places the organism in Eukaryota, Apicomplexa, Conoidasida, Eugregarinorida, Gregarinidae. Bases 1 to 1155 code for a protein of 384 amino acids. The record is from RefSeq and is a predicted model, not a curated record. Gene Ontology annotation, molecular function: protein binding.